AUCGAAGACAGGCCAGAACGAGUAGUCUCGGCACGUGGAGCGAGUACUGUGCGGCGCUCGGCACUUAAUACGUCCGGCGAGUCCAACGAAUAGUCACGGUGAACGCAGCGAAGUGUGCGCAUGCUACUAUGACGCAAUUAUUUACACGCAAGGAGAUCGAGGAGCGCAACCACAAAGAUAAUGCGGCCAUCAUCAUCGAUAACGUCGUCUACGAUGUGACGCGGUUCCUUGAGGACCACCCUGGUGGAGUGGAGGUGCUACUCGACAACGCCGGCAAAGACGCUUCGCGAUGCUUCCGCGACGUCGGUCACAGCGAGGACGCCAAGCUCUGGCGAAGUGAGUUCAAGAUCGGCGAAGUGGUGAAGGAGGAGCAGUGGGAGAUCAUUUGCCAGGAAACGGAAACGACACAGGGACGAGAUGAACUUACACUUGAAGGUCUUCUGAGCGUGUGGCUACCCCCGCUCGCAUUCGCCGCUGUGGCCGUCGUCGCUUAUAUCUACUUAUUCUAAGUUGAAAUCGAAACGAAUAACUAAUAAUUGGUUCAAGGUGUCGGGUUUCGCACAGAAUGUAGGAAAGGUUCCAAUGAGUAUUUAGUCGUGGAAGGCAAUCAGGGUGAACUUACAAACGCGUAAAUACUCAAAAAUAAUAAAAAUAAAUAAAUAAUAAUAAUAUCAAAUUCUCUGCGCAGUUGCAAGUCAUUCUCCGUCAUAGAAAAUCAUGAUUUAGCAAUACAGUGUAUCAAUGUAUUUAUCUUAACUAAAUUUAUAUUGAAAAUUACUUAUAAUUAUACAAAAUUCCAUGAAUAAAUAUGAUUACAUACAUAGAAACUAUCUCAUUGUUAUGGAAUGUAAUCCACAUUCUGCUUCAUAAUAGAGCAUCAAGUUUUUCAUUUACGAAGAUUGUAAUCAACGCAAAUUUGUUCCGUCUAAAAAAAUAUUUAUACCUACCACGAUUAAAAAAAGACAAAAAAUAAGUGUAUUUCUUGACUUUUGUACAUAGUUUACAUUUUAUUUUGUAU
Vanessa tameamea is the source of this 1018-nucleotide messenger RNA. Its product is annotated as cytochrome b5-like. The record is from RefSeq and is a predicted model, not a curated record. Bases 129 to 509 code for a protein of 126 amino acids. The transcript has a single exon. NCBI's taxonomy places the organism in Eukaryota, Metazoa, Arthropoda, Insecta, Lepidoptera, Nymphalidae. Gene Ontology annotation, cellular component: intracellular membrane-bounded organelle; membrane. Gene Ontology annotation, molecular function: heme binding.